CUUUUGCCCAACGGUCAUAUCUCUCUCAAGAAAACGAAAUUCCCUCAAUACAUUUAUCUCUCUUUUUCUCUCUUACCAAUAUUCUCCGGAGAUUAGCAAAACAAUACAUACAUUUCUGCGUAGUUCUUUUAACACUCAAAUUUGUUGUUGUUUUUUCCUUUUUUCAGGAAUUCUUGAUUCAAAGUGUACAGAGAUGAGUAUUCUUCAAUACCCAGAUUCGUUUAAUGUGCCGGAGCUCCAGGUUUGGAACAAUGCGGCUUUUGACAAUGGAGAGUCUGAAGAUACCAGCGCCAUCAAGGCUUCUUGGGGUAAUCUUGAAUCUGGGUCGGUGAAUCAGUCACUAGAAUCUGAUGGCAGCAAAGAAAAUCAGAGCCCCCUUUGGCUAAAGUCCCCUGUUUCUUUUAAAUCUACUGCGUCUCUUGUCAAGCCUCUUUGUUCCAAGAAUGUUAUUGGUAACUCUAAAGAGCAGGCGCUGAAGGGUAUUUUUGUCGAGCCUUUGUCAGGGAAACUGAAGAGUGGAGUUGGGAAAGAAGUAGAGAAAAAGCACGAUGAGAAAAAGAUUGAUAUGGAGAUUGAAGAGAUUGAGAAGGAGAUCUCUCGUUUGUCAUCGAAACUUGAAUCUCUUCGUCUCGAAAAAGCUGAGUACAAUGCGAGAAGUAUUGCGAUGAGAGGAAGAAUAGUGCCUGCUAAAUUCAUGGAGCAAAAACAGCGCAUCGGGAAUUUGGAGAUGGGAAAAAAGAUUGAAGAUCCAUUGUUGUCAAGUGCUAAAACAAAAAUGAGUCGAAGGGGGGUUAGUUUAGGUCCAACGGAGAUUUUCUCUGCUAUGAAAUCGAGGCAAUUGACGAAGCAGGAAGUCACCACCCCUAUUCAGUCAAUACAGAGUCGCCGGAAAUCCUGUUUCUUUAAGCUUCAAGAUAUUGAUGAAGGGAAGGUUACAAGAGAGAGAGGCAAGAGCUUGAGCGUUAGCCCUAGAUCACGUAAAACUUCUAAGGUUGAAGCUCCUAAGCCAGCUGCAACCACAGUAGGGUGUAAAAGGGCUGUUAAGAAAGAAGAUGGGGUUCUCGCUACAGUUCAGCCAAAAAGACUCUUCAAAGAUGGAGAAAAAUCAGUAACAGCAAAGAAACCAUUGAAACCUGGAAGGGUCGUAGCGAGCCGGUACAAUCAGAUUGCCAAUCAAAGCAAUGGGAAUUUCAGUGUGAACGAUGCUCGAAAGCGGUCUUUACCAGAAAAUGGUAAGGAGGAAAGUAACAGGCAUGAGAAGAAGCGUGUUUCGCAUGAACGGCUAGUGGAUUCCUGCAAGAAUCAGAAGAGUGAGAGCAGAGUGAAGAAGAAGUGGGAAAUUCCUAGUGAAGUGGUAGUUUUCAAGUGUGAAACGGAGGAAGAAUCUCCAGAGCCAGAUAAUAAGAUGAACGAUGUACUACCGAAGAUUAGGACUGUCAGAUUUUUGGGUAAAAGUCCUCGUGAUUCAGGUCCGGCAAAAAGAGUGGCUGAAUUGAUGGGAAGGAAAUCGUACUUCUGUAUGGAGGAAGAAGCAGAGGACUCUGUUUGUCAGGCUCUGAGUUUUGCAGAAGGGGAAGGAGAGGAAGAUUGAUUCAUUUGUUAAUUUUCUUCUUGACUUUUUUAAGCUACGGAGUCCGGGGGUUUUGGGGUUGUGAAUCAUACCAUAACUCUUGUUAUGGGUUAAGAAUGGGUUUAUGUUGGCUUAAUUCAUAUAUGUAAGCGCUUGAUUAAGCUUUUACGCUCUCUAUUAUGCAAUAAUAAGAUAAGCUUUUCUCUUGCUUUCGGGUGAA
Molecule: messenger RNA, 1790 nt
Organism: Theobroma cacao (cacao)
Lineage: Eukaryota; Viridiplantae; Streptophyta; Magnoliopsida; Malvales; Malvaceae
Source: RefSeq, a predicted model, not a curated record